This is a messenger RNA of Ricinus communis (castor bean), 927 nucleotides long. RefSeq names its product peptidyl-prolyl cis-trans isomerase FKBP16-3, chloroplastic. Lineage: Eukaryota; Viridiplantae; Streptophyta; Magnoliopsida; Malpighiales; Euphorbiaceae. The transcript is spliced from 7 exons. The record is from RefSeq and is a predicted model, not a curated record. Bases 98 to 763 code for a protein of 221 amino acids. Gene Ontology annotation, molecular function: peptidyl-prolyl cis-trans isomerase activity.
UUCGUUAUCCACUUCUAAACAUUACAAACUCACUCAUUUCUCUAUCAGAAACAGCAAGUGAAGAAAGAAAAAGAGGCGCAAGGAGCGAGAAACAAAAAUGGCGGCUUCGGUUUCAUCUUUAAUGGUUCCAAUGGCCUCUGCAUCCGUGAAGAAUCUAUCUACCACUCGCCGUGGCAAUAAAGUUCGAGGUUUCACUGUGCAAUGCUCCAACUCGGAGCUCAAUUUUUGUUCAAUUAAGCGUAGAGAUAUAAUCGGUCUUGUUUUUGGAGUUUCAAGCAGCAUUAUGCUAGUAGACUCAUCAUCUGAAGUGGCCAAGGGAGCAGGGUUGCCUCCUGAAGAAAAACCAAGAUUAUGUGAUGAUGCUUGUGAGAAGGAGCUUGAAAAUGUACCUAUGGUAACUACGGAGUCUGGAUUGCAGUACAAGGAUAUUAAAGUUGGUAAAGGCCCUAGUCCUCCUAUUGGUUUCCAGGUGGCUGCUAAUUAUGUUGCUAUGGUUCCAUCUGGACAAAUAUUUGAUAGUUCACUGGAGAAAGGGCAGUUCUACAUUUUCCGUGUUGGCUCUGGUCAGGUGAUCAAGGGACUUGAUGAAGGGAUUCUGAGUAUGAAAGCUGGGGGGAAGCGGCGACUCUAUAUUCCAGGAUCGUUGGCAUUCCCAAAAGGUCUCACUUCAGCUCCAGGGAGGCCAAGGGUGGCGCCAAAUAGUCCUGUAAUAUUUGAUGUCAGUUUGGAAUACAUACCCGGUCUGGAAGUGGACGAAGAGUAGUAAUGUUGUAAAUCUUCAUCCAAAAUUUGUCAUUAAUUUCACCAAUGUAAGUUACUUCAUUGUAUGCCUUCAUAAUUCAAUUUUGUUAUUCCUGUAUAAAUUGAGAAGUGUUCUUUUCUUAUACAAGUUUAAACUUCUAUGGCUUUUUACCAAGAAGUUUGACA